This is a messenger RNA of Carcharodon carcharias (great white shark), 1497 nucleotides long. RefSeq names its product thiamine transporter 2-like. Gene Ontology annotation, molecular function: vitamin transmembrane transporter activity. Gene Ontology annotation, cellular component: plasma membrane. The record is from RefSeq and is a predicted model, not a curated record. Gene Ontology annotation, biological process: vitamin transport; transmembrane transport. The coding region runs from base 1 to 1497 and encodes 498 amino acids. Lineage: Eukaryota; Metazoa; Chordata; Chondrichthyes; Lamniformes; Lamnidae. The transcript has 5 exons.
AUGUUGACAUGCUGUGAUGAUACAGGCUCCUGUAACCCAGCAGAAGACAACGGAUGGCGUUAUCCCACACUGCUUCUGUGUGCCUUCGGAUUUUUCUCGAUGAUGAGGCCAUCAGAGCCUUUUUUAAUACCUUACCUCAUUGGACCUGCUAAAAACUUAACCACUGAACAGGUUACUAAUGAAAUAUUUCCAGUAUGGACAUACUCUUACUUGUCAAUACUAAUCCCUAUUUUCUUGGUCACAGAUUAUCUAAGAUAUAAACCUAUCAUAGUUUUACAAGGAGUUAGCUUUAUUACCACUUGGCUAAUGCUCCUGUUUGCGCAAGGAGUCUUGGCCAUGCAGUUUUUAGAAUUCACCUUUGGCAUUGUAUCUGCCACUGAAGUGGCAUAUUACUCCUAUAUUUACAGUGUUGUUAAUUCUGAGCACUAUCAAAAAGUCACCAGUUACUGUCGGAGUGUCACAUUAGUUGCAUACGCACUAGGUUCCAUUCUGGGACAAAUUUUAAUCUCUGUUUGGAAUGUCCCUUAUUUCUAUCUGAAUGUGAUUGCACUGGUUUCAGUGUCUGUAGCUUUCCUUUCUUCCAUUCCCCUGCCAAUGCCCAAAACAAGCAUGUUUUUCCACACAAAAGAGGCUGAAAAGAUCCAAGCUCCUUCGUCAAUCGAAGAUGUCAAGCCAAAGUCGGAAAAUAGUAGUCACCAAAAUAAUCCUGAUAUAGCAAACUGCUCGCAGUUACCUGUAAUGUCAGAUGGAAAUGGAAAUGAUCUGGUGAAAGCAACAGAGCAAAAGAACGCAAUAAAUGUUCUCUUCAAACUGUGGUCUGAUUUCAAAAGGUGUUACUCCUCUCCACAAAUCUUCUACUGGUCCAUCUGGUGGGCUUUGGCCAGCUGUGGGUAUUAUCAAGUUGUGAAUUAUAUACAAGUACUAUGGGAUCACGUUGAACCAUCCCAAAAUGCCACAGUGUAUAAUGGUGGUGUGGAAGCAGUGUCAACCUUUAUGAGUGCUGUUACAUCCUUUGCUGUGGGCUAUGUGAAGCUGGAUUGGGCAAUCUGGGGAGAAUUGGCAUUGGGUGUCUUUCUGACAGUGAACAGCGGUGCUUUAUUUGCCAUCGAUUUGUCAAACAAUAUCUGGGUUUGUUAUGCUGGUUACGUUGUCUUCAAAGCCACAUACAUGUUACUGAUUACCAUAGCAACGUUCCAAAUAGCAGCCAACCUGAGCAUGGAGCGUUAUGCACUUAUGUUUGGAGUAAAUACCUUUGUAGCCCUCUUACUUCAGACCAUUCUGACUGUUAUUGUAGUUGAUUCAAGAGGCCUUGGUUUGGAUAUUAUCACCCAGUUCCUUAUUUAUGGGUGUUACUUUGCAGCCAUAUCAGGAUUUUUCUUCAUCAGAGGUACUUACACUUUGAUGCGACAUCGGCAGCAAAGAAGAAAAGUGAGUCAGGUCAUCAAAGGAAACACCUUAACACUUGGAAAUGAGACAGAAAGUGCAGAAAAGUUUUGA